AUGUGCGAUCAGUACUAUGACCGCGGGGAGAUGGGCUCCAGCCCCACUGUGACCCCGGAUGCUCCUUCAGUUCCUCGCACCUUACAUCCCAGAGAGCGUCUGUGCCAAGACCGACCAUCCCUGUUCCAGAAAAUUGGAAGCAUGGCCUUCUGCUGCUCUGCUUCGAAGAGAAAGCAACAAUGCCAUCCAUCAGUGUCGACACACUCCCUCCUGUGUGUGGCUCUUCUUUCCCAGCUCGCUGCACCAGCUCUUGGACAAUUAGACCUGAGCCGACUGGACGGCGACACCGUCUGCCCACCGAUAAGAAACGGACAAGAUGACCUUCCAGGUUUCGAUCUGAUCACCCAGUUCCAGCUGGACGUGAUUCCCCUGAAAGGUGUGAGGAAGGUGGACGGCUCCACGCCCCUCCAGGUGGCCUACCGUCUCGACAGGGAGGCCAACUUUCAAAUUCCGACCAUGCUUAACUUUCCUCGGGGUUUCCCGGAUGAGUACUCCUUCAUGACCACCUUUCGCAUGAUCAAGAACACGGUCAGCAAGGUGUGGAACGUCUGGCAAAUAGUGGACGAAGACGGCCACAAGCAGGCUGGCCUCAGGCUAAACGGUGACCAGCAGGCCCUGGAGUACUUCCUGAUGGGCGCGGACGGGAACCUGCAAACCGUCACCUUCCCCGGCCUGUCUGUGCUCUUCAACACCAAGUGGCACAAGGUGAUGAUCGGCGUCGAGCGCGACCAGGUCACGCUGUACGUGGACUGCCAACCUGUGGAUCAGAAACCCAUCAAGGGCAAAGGACCCAUCAACACAGAAGGAGACACGCUGAUUGGCAGGUUGGAUGCUGACCCCGAAGCCUCUGUUGUGUUUGAGCUCCAGUGGAUGUUAAUCCACUGCGAUCCAAAGAGAGCCCAGAGAGAGAGCUGCAAUGAGCUUCCUGCAGCCGAGAUGUUUGCCAAUGCUGAGCCUGACAAAUCUCUUCAAGGUCCACCAGGUCCCGCUGGCCCUGAGGGGCCCCGAGGGGCCCCAGGAGAAAGUGGCAGGGAUGGAAGAGAUGGUUUUCCAGGUACUCCAGGGAUUCCAGGUGCUCCUGGCAGCAAAGGGGAGAAGGGUGAGAUCGGUCUUCCAGGACAGAGAGGCCUCCCCGGUCUUCCAGGAUCUCCUGGUCCCAUUGGUCCACUGGGUCCCAGAGGAGCUGUAGGAGAAAGAGGUCUGCCUGGCUUUCCCGGACCCCCAGGUCCUCCUGGCCCAGCAAGCGAAGGACCCGCCGGUCAACCAGGGAAGCCGGGAACCCCAGGGGAUGAAGGAAACAUCGGACCUGAGGGCCCUCCUGGACCCAGAGGGGGCAUUGGCACUCCAGGGCCUCCUGGGCCCCCUGGUCCACCGGGGCCUGUGGGACCGCCCGGUGCCAACAGUGAGGGGAGUGGGGAAGCUUGUCCUGUCGCCUGUCCUGCUGGACCUCAGGGACUGCAUGGAGUGCCAGGAAUGAAGGGACACAAAGGACUCCCAGGUGAGCCUGGAAAAGACGGAGAGCCCGGAGAGAAGGGUAAAACUGGAGAUGCAGGUCCUCAGGGUCCACCAGGUCGCAUGGGAGAUGAUGGGCAAAGAGGACCAAUUGGAGCCCCAGGGACCCCCGGAGAGAAAGGAGACAGAGGUGCUCCUGGCUACAACGGUGUCCUCGGACCCACCGGCCCACCCGGAGCUCCUGGUGUGGAAGGGGUCCGAGGGCGGCAGGGGGUGCAAGGGCCGAAGGGCGACAAUGGAGCUGUUGGACCUCAAGGACAGGCUGGUGUCAAAGGAGAAAAGGGAGAAGUUGGUGAGUCUGGUAGAGACGGGAUGGAUGGACUUCCUGGAGACAACGGCACCAAGGGAGAGCCUGGCGCACCAGGAGACGUUGGCCUUAGAGGGAUCGUCGGUAUACCAGGGUUGCCAGGGAAGCAGGGAGUAGCUGGACCCCCUGGAGAAAAGGGCGAGACCGGUUCUGAGGGACCCAUGGGGCCAGUUGGGCUUCCAGGAAAAACUGGCGGGCCUGGAAAAGAUGGAGCGGAUGGGAAACCAGGAGAAAAAGGAUCCACUGGCGAAACAGGAAGACAAGGGCCAGUGGGGGUUGCAGGUCCACAAGGAAUUCAGGGUGUCAAAGGAGAUAAAGGUGCCACUGGAGCCAAAGGGUUCAAAGGUCAUACAGGGCACAAAGGUGACCAGGGACCAACUGGGCCAGUAGGGCCAAAAGGAAGUCAGGGUGACCCAGGUACAGCAGGAGACCCUGGUGUAAAGGGAGAUCAGGGCCCUCCGGGUGUUACUGGCAUCAAAGGAGAGCGCGGGGAAAAAGGUCAAAGAGGCGCCACAGGAGCUGAGGGGAGACCCGGUCAACCGGGACAUGAGGGUGUUACGGGUCCUAUGGGAGCACGAGGACUGGAGGGAGAUCCGGGUAUUCCAGGACCCCCGGGUCCCAGAGGGUUACCUGGCCCGAAAGUGAGUGAUGAAAAGCUUCGAGAAAUGUGCUCAGCAGUCGUUGAAGAACAAUUAGAGGAGUUCAUGAAAGAACUCUUGAGGAGGCCAGCAGCCCUCAGUGCUCCUGGUGCACCCGGACCAGCUGGACCUCCAGGACUGCCGGGACCAGCUGGGGCUGCGGGUGCAGCAGGCGUUCCAGGUCCGAUGGGUCCAAAAGGUCACCCAGGCUUCUUUGGCCUUCCAGGUGCACCUGGAACAAAAGGUGAAGCUGGGCAAAAGGGAGACAAAGGAGACAAGGGAGAGGAUGGAGUGGGAACCAAAGGAAGUCCAGGGGUACCAGGUGUACCAGGUGCACCGGGUCUUCCCGGCGUCGGCAAAGAUGGCAAAAACGGCGAGCGCGGCGAAACAGGAAGUCCAGGCGUCCCGGGACCUGCCGGUCCGAAGGGACCCUCAGGACCGCCUGGUCUCUGUGACCCAUCUACCUGUUUAGGCAGACUUCCACCUCUCUACAUGGUCAGCGGAAAGAAAUCGUCCUCGCACAAAACCCAUUGAGACACCCAAAGCUCAGUGGUCCGGACCUCGUCCAGACAAGCGGCCAUGUUUCGGGACUCCUCACAAACCCAGGCUGUGCGCUUUAUUUUUGGGCGUCUCAGCCAAAGAGACACGGAGAGAAACAGAGGAGGAGGUGGGAGGGGGAAUAACUGCACAAAAACUGUAAAGACAACCCAGAUUUAAUGUUUUCAGAGGGUGAUAAAUCCUUCGUCAGUUGCUGAGCAGCUUCUGGGUCUGACUGCCGGCCUGCAGGCCUGUGGCACAAACACCAGCAAUAACUAUCGACCUCUGACAUGCAGCCUCUCAGUAAAGACUUGUCGAGACAUUUAAAAAUCUAUUAUUUCCACUCCUUCAUGUGCGUUGGCCCGUUCAGAAGCUCCGGAAAAGAUGUUCCUCAACUCUGUGCUCCCAUUGAUUUGUUUGGCCAGCUGUGUCGUCUCUUUGAAACGUCGGAAUAAAAGUGUUACGUUCUGAGUGUUUGCACAGUAACAAAUUCAAACAGCCAACCCGUGUGUUUUGCAGGAUCGUGCCCUCUUAGACGGAGCCGGUUAUGAUCCGUUUAGGAUGAACGUGCCUCCCACAGUCUCAACAUUAAAAUGGUUUUGUGUUUAAAAAGAAAAAUAAAUGAGGUCCCUGGAUUGUUAUAGAUAUGCUGUCAGUUCAGGAUGGGAUUAGUUGCCUGGUUACAAAGCAGAGCUGACAUCAUCUUCUCUUCCCUCUGGUUUCCGCAUGAAGAAUACAUUUACUGAUCAAACAGGACCUUUAAGCAGUCUGCUGGAGGGAAGCGAGCUUGGCAGCCGUUCCAAGGACAUCCCUUCAAAUUUUAACAGUUCGUAUCAUGACUCUGCAACAAUGAAUUCAACAUGGAAGCUCAGAUUGGGAGUGAUAGGGCUCAGCAUUAAAAGGUAAACAAAAAAAACAGGUGCUCAAUUUCCAUCUCUGACAUGACGAACGAUUAAAGAACAUUUGAAAAGAGAUAUAAUAGCGAUAGAAAACCCAAACUGUAACUUUUGACAAUGUGCAAGAAAAAUAAAGAGAACCACUCAAAAACCACAGCAGAGGCUCAUGUUACAAAAUGAAUUAUG
Messenger RNA from Gambusia affinis (western mosquitofish), 4076 nucleotides. Its product is annotated as collagen alpha-1(IX) chain-like. The coding region runs from base 1 to 2991 and encodes 996 amino acids. Lineage: Eukaryota; Metazoa; Chordata; Actinopteri; Cyprinodontiformes; Poeciliidae. The transcript has 39 exons. The record is from RefSeq and is a predicted model, not a curated record. Gene Ontology annotation, cellular component: collagen type IX trimer.